This is a messenger RNA of Leucoraja erinaceus (little skate), 5257 nucleotides long. It is a transcript of the gene edc4, whose product is annotated as enhancer of mRNA decapping 4. Gene Ontology annotation, cellular component: P-body. The coding region runs from base 67 to 4269 and encodes 1400 amino acids. Gene Ontology annotation, biological process: deadenylation-independent decapping of nuclear-transcribed mRNA. The transcript is spliced from 29 exons. The record is from RefSeq and is a predicted model, not a curated record. NCBI's taxonomy places the organism in Eukaryota, Metazoa, Chordata, Chondrichthyes, Rajiformes, Rajidae. Gene Ontology annotation, molecular function: protein binding.
CGCUGCUGCGCACGCGCGCACACACGCUGUGGUUGUCGAGCCGUUGCCGCCGCCGCCGCCGCCGCCAUGGCUUCCCCGCCGCCGCCACCAACCUCCGCUUCCAAGAUGGACAUCCAGAACGCCACGCAGCACCUUCGCGACAUGCUCAAGCUGGACCGGGUGUCCGAGUCGAAGGUUGAUGGCCAAAAGAAAACAACGUCCUACAAUGGAGAACUGAAUGGGUUGUUGGUACCAGAUCCCAUUGCAGCUGGAGAUGGACCUGUUCUCAGAGAGUCAAACCAUGCAAAUGUUCACAGGCUGAAGCUACAAGAAAAUCAAGAGAUAUACCUGUCUGGUGAUGACAGCUCAAAUUGUGUUAUAUCUGCCAAAGAAGUGGAAAUUGUAGCGAGCAAUGAUUCCAGUGUCAGCAAUAAGGCUAGGGGUAGCAACAAGGUAAAAAUACAACCUGUUGCAAAAUAUGAAUGGGAGCAGAAAUAUUACUAUGGCAACCUUAUUGCUGUGUCUAAUCAGUAUUUGGCUUAUACUAUUCGAGGGGUUAGUAGUGUUGGCAUGGUACGGGUAUUGAGUAUUGGUACGGCCGAGCGAACUUUACUCAAGGGAUUUACUGGUGGUGUUGCCGAUUUGGGUUUUGCACACCUCAACUCCAACCAGCUAGCAUGUGUUGAUGAGGCAGGCAACCUAUUUGUCUGGCAACUGAAUGAUGAAAAUGGGAAAAUACAGGAAAAAAUUGUAGUGCACAUAAAGAGACCCAAUGGAACACCUUUAAAUGCAAACAGGAGAAUCAUCUGGUGCCCCUAUAUUCCAGAGGAAAAUGAAGAAAAUGAUGAAGGAAGCCAAACACUUGCUGUUUUACAUGAAGAUAGGGCUGAGGUCUGGGAUCUGGAUAUUCUAAGAAGCAGCAAUAAUACCUGGCCUGUUGAGGCCACAGAUAUGAAGGAAGGCUUUAUCAUUGUGAAGGGGCACACGGCGAGGAUCAGUGAAGGUGCAUUAUCGCCAGAUGGAACAGUCCUUGCAACUGCAAGUCAUGAUGGAUAUGUAAAGUUUUGGCAGAUCUACAUAGAGGGGCAAGAUCAGCCAAGGUGUCUUCAUGAAUGGCAGCCCCAUGAUGGUAGGCCAUUAUCAUGCCUUCUCUUUUGUGACAAUCACAUAAAGCAGGAUCCAGAAGUCCCUUUCUGGCGUUUCUUGAUCACUGGAGCAGAUCAGAACAGGGAGCUGAAGAUGUGGUGUACAGUGUCAUGGACUUGUUUACAAACCAUCAGGUUUAAGCCUGACUCUUUCAAUACCAAUGUGCAGCCAAGUCUGAAAGCCAGCUUGGAUCUGUCUGCAGAAUACUUAAUCCUCAGUGAUGUACAGAGAAAAGUGUUGUACGUGAUGGAGCUACAUCAGAACCAGGAUGAUGGCAAAGCCCACUUUGUCUCCAUAUCCGAGUUUUUGCUUACCCACCCAGUGCUCAGUUUCGGCAUUCAGGAUGUCAGCAGAUGUCGGCCCAGGCACACAGAGGUUCUACCCGCUGAGGAAGACAGUGAAACUUUAAGUACAGAAGGAAAUCCUGGCCCUGUUGAAACUUCAGUCGUACAGAUAAAAUUGUACUGUGUACACACCAAAACACUUCAAGAUGUGCAAAUUUAUUUCCAACCACAUCAGAAUGCAGAAGAAUCUAUGAUAAUGCCCUCUGCUAUUUCCAAUGAAGAUUUCACAUUUCCAGACCAUCUAACUGAUGUGAGCAUUGAAGGUGCAUCGUCUGAUAAAGGCUCUGGUCGAGGUUCUCAACAUGAUCUGCGACGUAUAGUUGAUCUUCCAGCACCUGCAGAUUUUCUUUCUGUUGCCAAUGAUGUGAAACCAAAGUUAAUGACUCCAGAUGCCUUCAUGACUCCGAGCGCUUCGUUGCAACAAAUUUCUGUGUCACCAGGAAGUAGCGUAAGCACUUUGACUGCAGUGACUGGUUUGAGUACAAGUUCUGCUAAUGAGACAGGAGCAUCAAGACCUGCGGAAGAUUUGUGCCUAAGUCCAAAGGUGACAUUAGAGAAUGUGUCUCUCAGUGGUAGCACAGGCAACAGUGUCCAAGCUAGUCCCAGAAGCAAUUCUGUACAGCUUAUCCCAGGACUUUCUGACCAGCUUCCUUCAAAACCUCUUCAGGUUCCUGGUGCUAACUCGUUACUACCUUUGGAGCUUCAGCCUGUGGAUCCCCUUUGUGUGCCUCAAAGUUCACCAACACGGGAACGUUCCCCUGAUGUGAUCUCUUCUGCAUCCACAGCAAUGUCUCAGGACAUUCCAGAAAUAGCCUCAGAGACCCUUCAGCGUGCAUUUGCGGGUUCUGUUUUACCCAGUGACGUUUUGGAGUCUAACCAUCACAUGGAUAGCAUGGUCUCUGCAGCUUCAGCCCUGCAUCUGUUAUCUCCAAGAAGUAGGCCUAACUCAGAACAUAGUCAUCACUCAUUAGAUAUGCCUCAGAAGGAAGUGGAACGGCUGAGCACUCCAUCAUUAUUGGAAUCUGUCUUGUCUCAGGAUAACGCCGCAGGGGACAAUGUCGCCAGCCAACCUUGGCCGGCAGCACCCGACAUUACUCGCGAAACUCGUAACAGUAUCAACGAGAGCUCCAGAGAGGACAUGCAAGAGAAACACAAGAAUUCCACCUUCCAUCGGCAUCCAUACCAACUACACCAGCAUGACAGUCAGGAUGCCAGUGCUGAACAGAGUGAUCAUGAUGAAGAAGUUGCAAGUCUUGCUUCCACAACAUGCAGCUUUGGUUCAAAGUCUGCUUCGCAUCGACUUCCAGUUAAAGACUGGAAAUCAAAACUAUCUCCACGAUCCUCUCCCAAAUUGAAGAGAAAAAGCAAAAAGGAAGAUGGGGAGACCACACAAUCCCCACGGUCAGAACAACAGCAACAGUUCAACACAAACCAACAUGAAGAGUUGCUGUGUCUAAUACGCAGUCAACAGAGGGAGCUCUGUGAAUUGAGACAGAAUCAGUUGGAACUUGUGCAGAGGCUCACUGAUCACAUGGAUGCAGUACAGGGCUCGAUCAUGGGUCACGUCGAGCGAAUUAUGGUCACACAGCAAGAACAUGAGCAGAGGCGAACAGACAGGGUCUUGGCAGAAGGACAUGAAAGAAAUGGGCAGUUUCAGGAACAGUUGUCUAAUCAACUAUCUCAGACUUUAGCAAAUUCUAUCAGUAAUCGUAUAGAAAAGACUGUUCGGGAUGAGAUGAAGAAAAGCCUACCACAAUCUAUUUCCAAAUGUUUGGAGCCUGUAUCUGGUCAGUUGAAUAAUCAGAUUGCGACCAAACUUGCAGCAAUUGAAGGAGUAUUAAAAGAAAAUGUAACAAAAAUGGUAAAAUCUAAGAACACUACAGAGAGCAUUGGAAGAGCUGCAGCUGAUGCCUUGCAAGGCCCAAUACAAACUACUUACAGGGAAGCAUUCCAGAGCAUAGUUGUACCAGUGUUUGAAAAAGCAUGCCAGUCAAUGUUCCAGCAAAUAAACGACAGCUUCAAACAGGGAACUCAAGAAUAUAUUCAGCAACUUGAGAUACACCUUCAAUCAAAGAAGGCCCAAGAGCAAGAGAGUAGAGAUCCAAUGGUCACUCAGCUACAGCAAAUGAUUGACCAUUUCCAGAAUGCCACAGAUCAUCUUGCUGCUACCAUCACAAAUGGUAUGCGUUCCGAAAUGCAACAUCAGCUUCACAUCAUUGUUGGCAAUUUGCAGGAAUCCAUUCUAACUCAAGUGCAGAGAAUUGUGAAAGGAGAAGUUGGCCUAGCAAUGAAGGAACAACAGGUUGUUGUUGCUUCCAGCAUCAUGCAGGCCAUGCGAUCAGCGGCCGGCACCCCAAUUCCAUCAACACACGUGGAUUUCCAGUCCCAGCAGGCACACAUUUUGCAGCUGUUACAACAGGGCCAACUUAACCAAGCCUUUCAACAGGCCUUGACUGCAUCCGAUCUCAACCUGGUACUUUAUGUCUGUGAAACUGUGGAUUCGCACCUGGUCUUCGGUCAGCAUCCUUGUCCCCUAACUCAACCGGUUUUGCUGUCACUAAUUCAACAGCUCUCCACUGAUCUCAACUCUCGCACAGAAUUAAAACUCAGUUAUCUGGAAGAUGCAGUCAUGAAUCUGGAUCACACAGACCCUGUUGCUCGAGAUCACAUGGGUUCUGUAUUAAAUCAAGUGAGACAGAAACUCUAUCAGUUCAACCAGGCAGACCCCCAUAAUAAUGUGAGCAAAAGAGCUCGAAGACUUAUGAUGAUGCUUCAGGGACUGGUGACACCACUGAGUUAAAUUGGACUCCGGUUAAUUGUGCUUCCUCCAUCUGUAAAGAUUGUGUUAUAACUAUACAAGUUACAUCUGUAUGUUACUAAUUAAUAUAACUUUUUUUUAUAUAAAGAAGCAGAUUGUAGGGUUGGGUCUCCCUAAUCUGUGGUAAUAAAUUUGGUUUGGAGCCACAGGUCAUCAUUAGCUCCUCCUUGUUUCAUUUUUUGACCAUCCCUGAAUUUGGAUAGCCUGUUUUAUAUGCUACUCAGUUUAAGAACCAAAUGUAUAUAUACACAUCCUCUUUUCCUACUCCAUAGCUACAUUUGUGAAACAGCAAAGGCUAAAUAAUCAACACCAGGCAUAAUCUGCAUGUCAGCAUAAGCGCAUAGAACACAAAUAAUAAUUAAAGAUCAGGCUUCCCUUCUGCCAAAUUCCUUCAGCAUUAAACAGCAUCUCACUUUGAAAUCCUGACCUCUGGCAAUGAGUUAAAAUGACUGUCAUAUGUUGAAUGUGCAUCCAAAAUAUAUUUUCAGAAUCUUUCUAAUUAGUGUUGGUCUGUUACUACUUGAAAUUUUACCCGAGUAGUUUGUUUCCAUCAUGUUAGUUUAAAAAGAAAAAAAAACAAUGGACAAGUUUGUGUUUAUUGAUGAUGUUUUUCAGCAUUUGCCAUUUUGUUGUUAUUUUACAUUGCUUCCUUUUUAUCUUGAAUAUGGAAAUUCCUUGUUUUGGAUAAUGUUUCAAAAAUGUUCACAAUAAAAUGACUUUUUGGAAAUUAUCUGGAUUGGUUUAUCCUUAAAUCAUUAGCACUGAUUUAUACUUUUUAACAUUUGCAAAAUGUUGCAUAUUUGUUUUACUGAACAAUUUGUCAGGGUAAACUGCUAUCUUUUGUAUGACUCUUUGUAACUUUUUGGUUGUGUUUUUAUGAUACUUCAAAAAAUGUUAUAACUUUGGGAAAACUUCUGUGGUUACUAUUUUAGAACCAUAAUAUUGAAAAUAAAUACAAAUUUCAAACAAA